Messenger RNA from Hevea brasiliensis (rubber tree), 4021 nucleotides. Its product is annotated as putative disease resistance protein RGA3. The coding region runs from base 127 to 3669 and encodes 1180 amino acids. The transcript has a single exon. The record is from RefSeq and is a predicted model, not a curated record. Gene Ontology annotation, biological process: defense response to other organism. Gene Ontology annotation, molecular function: ADP binding. Lineage: Eukaryota; Viridiplantae; Streptophyta; Magnoliopsida; Malpighiales; Euphorbiaceae.
UAUCAGGAUUGACUUUGAAAAGAUCAAUUGCCAUUGCCUUAAUUCAAACUUCAAUCGAUUAUUCUUUUCAUCUGCCAAAAGCAGCACCCUUGUGUUCUGUGGGAUUUGGUUAAAUCUUUUCUUGAAAUGGCAGAAAUAGUCCUUACUGCUUUUCUGCAGGUUUUGUUUGAUAAGUUAACUUCUCCAAAACUUGAAGAGUAUGAGUUGUGGUUGGGUGCUAAGAAGGAACUAGAAGAGCUGGAGAGUACCCUAAGUACAAUUGCAGCAGUGCUUGAUGAUGCAGAGGAGCGCCAAGUUAAGGAUAAGGCAGUGCGGAACUGGUUGAUGAAGCUUAAAGAUGCAGUCUAUGAUGCUGAUGCUGUAUUGGAUGAGUUUGCAACUAAGGCUUUGCAGCAAAAGGUGAAAUCUCAGGAUCACACAAAUCGGUGGGUGUCUAGCUUUCUUCAGGUUCCCAAUUCUGUUGCUCUUCAUGUUAAAAUGGGAUCCAUGAUAAAGGAGAUCAAUAAGAGGUUGAAAGCUAUUGCAUUGGAGAGAGUGAAUUUUCAUUUUAGAGAGGGAAUCAGAGAUGUGGAAAAGGAAGAUAAUGAGUGUCGACAGACACACUCUUUUGUGAUUGAGUCAGAAGUUUUUGGAAGAGAAAAAGACAAGGCAGAGAUUGUAGAUAUGUUGAUUGGCUGGGGUAAUGGAGAAGAUCUUUCUGUAAUUCCCAUUGUAGGUAUGGGUGGAAUCGGUAAAACAACUCUUGCUCAAUUGGCCUUCAAUGAUGUCAAGGUAAAAGAUAGUUUCAAAUUGAGGAUGUGGGUUUGUGUCUCUGAAGAUUUUGAUGUUCCAAGGCUGACAAAAGCGAUUAUAGAAGCUGCUACAAAAGAAAGAUGUGAUCUCUUGGGCAUGGAUCUUCUACAAACUCGUCUUAGAGAACGAUUGGCUGGGGAGAAAUUCCUACUUGUUCUGGAUGAUGUUUGGAGUGAAGACUAUGAAAAAUGGGAUCGUUUGAGAACUCUGUUGAGAGGAGGUGCAAAGGGAAGCAAAAUCAUUGUUACAAGUCGCAGCACAGGAGUUGCAGCAAUAAUGGGUUCACUACCAACAUGUUAUCUGGCAAGACUAUCUGAUGAUGAUUGUUGGACUUUGUUCAGAAAACGAGCAUUUGGAAAUGGGGGAGCAGAGCAGACUCCAAGAAUGGUUGCUAUUGGAAAGGAAAUUGUCAAGAAAUGUGGUGGGAUUCCUCUGGCAAUUAAAACUCUAGGAAGCUUGAUGCGCUCUAGAAGGGAGGAACGAGAAUGGUUAUAUGUCAAGGACAAUGAACUGUGGAGACUACCUCAAGAGCGCGAUGGAAUUUUACCUGCUUUGAGAAUUAGUUACAAUCACUUGCCAUCUUAUUUGAAGAGGUGCUUUGCUUAUUGUGCAGUAUUCCCGAAAGAUUAUGACAUCAAUAAAGAGAGGCUUAUUCAAAUUUGGAUGGCAGAAGGCUUGGUGGAACCAAGUGAUGCUGAUGAGCAGCUGGAAGAUGUAGGCAACAACUAUUUUAACUAUUUGCUGUGGAGAUCUUUCUUUCAAGUUGCAGAGGAAGAUGAAGAUGGUAGCAUUGUUUCUUGCAAGAUUCAUGAUCUUAUGCAUGAUCUUGCUCAAUUUGUUGCUGGAGUUGAGUGUUCGAUUCUUGAGGCAGGCUCAAGGCAGAUCAUCCCAAAAAGAACUCGUCACAUAUCGCUGGUCUGCGACGCAAGAAUGCUGAAAAUCCCAAAAUGCUUGUACAAAGCAAAGAAUUUGCAUACCUUUCUUGCAUUGACUGAAAGGCAGGAGGCUGUACAGGUUCCUCGAACCCUUUUCUCUGCAUUCAGGUGCCUGCAUGUGUUGAUUUUAAGUAGCACUGAAAUAAAAAAUUUGCCUAACUCCAUAGGCAAGUUGAUACAUCUCAGAUUCCUAGAUUUUUCACACACUAAUAUUGAAGCAUUGCCUGAAUCCCUGAGCUCCCUAGUAAAUUUGCAGACCUUGAAUCUGUCCCAUUGUUUUGAACUCAAAGAAAUGCCCAAAAUGACAAGAAACUUGAUUAGCCUAAGGCAUAUCGUUAUUGAUCAUUGUCAUUCGCUAUUAAAGAUGCCUCCUAGAAUUGGAAAAUUAACAUCCCUACAAACGCUAUCGCAGUUUAUUGUGGGCAAGGAGCAUGGUUAUAGAUUGGAAGAGUUGAAGUUACUGAAUCUCAAAGGUGAAUUGGCUAUUAAAAAGCUUGAAAAUGUCACGUACAGAAGAGAAGCUAUGAAAGCAAAAUUGCAGCAGAAGCACAAUCUUUCUCUAUUGAAACUAUCAUGGGAGCAUGACUAUAUUGGAAGAUACUCGGUUGACGUUCCUGAAAGUGUUCUAGAAGCCCUCAAGCCCCAUGAAAAUCUGAAAAGGUUUCACCUAAAAAGAUAUAUGGGUGUGAAGUUCCCUACCUGGAUGAUGGAUGCCAUUCUAACAAAGCUAGUGGAGAUAAAGUUGAAGAACUGCAAAAAUUGUGAAUUGCUCCCGCCGCUUGGACAGCUUCCUGUUCUCAAGUUUCUUUAUAUCACAGGUAUGGAUGCUGUCACAUGCAUUAGCAAAGAGUUCUAUGGAAGUGGUGUUACCAAAGGGUUUCCAUUUCUCAAACAUUUCGAGAUUUGUGAUAUGCCUAACCUUGAAGAAUGGCUAAACUUUGAUGAAGGUGAAGUACUGGCCCACAUCAAGAAGUUGGUGGUGAAGGGAUGUCCAAAGUUGAGGAGCAUGCCCCACUGGCUUCCAUCUCUUGAGGAAUUGGAGUUGAGGGAUAGCAGUGAGAUGCUACUAUGGGCGUUACCAAGCCUAACAUCCCUUACUUCCCUCCGAAUAUGUGAAUUUUCUGAAGUUAGCUCUUUACAAAGGGAGGUAGAAAACCUUGCUAACUUAAAAUCUAUUCAUAUUGAGUUGUGUGACAAAUUGGUCUCCUUACCGUGGGGAUUGAGCAAUCUCACUUGUCUUGAAUUUCUUGGCAUUUGGGGUUGCCCUCUCUUAACAUCCUUGCCAGAGAUACAAGGUCUUAUCUCCCUCCGAGAGUUGUCCAUCUUGAACUGCAUGGCAUUAUCAUCUUUAGCAGGAGUACAACAUCUCACUGCUCUUGAGAAGUUGAACGUUGAAGGUUGCCCAGAUUUGGUUCAUUUACCGGAGGAAGGUACACAAAACCUCAAUGCUUUACGAUCCUUGAGAAUGUCACAUUGCCCCAAUUUCACCUCUCUGCCUGUGGGACUGCAAUACAUAACUACAUUGAAGGAUCUUCACAUACUAGACUUUCCUAGUCUACAGACCCUGCCCGAGUGGAUCGAAAACUUCAAGUCACUUAGGGAGCUGUCAAUAUGGAACUGUCCGAAUAUUACAUCCUUGCCAAAUGCAAUGCAGCACCUGACCUCACUUGAAUAUCUUUCAAUCUGGCAGUGUCCAAAUUUGGAGCAGAGGUGUAAGAGGGAGGAAGGAGAAGAUUGGCAUAAGAUAGAACAUGUUCUGGAGAUUGACAUUAAAGGCCUAGGCAUCAUAAUAGAACAAUCGAAGGCACUGGACGAAGCUGGAAAAAGUAUGCAUUUACAGAGACUUCUUCAUAAGAAAAUAAGAACUGCUAUUGUUGAUCAGUGGAAGCAGCUCAAGCAAGUAAUAGUAUGCAAAGUUUCCUUGAGAAGGCAAAGAAAAUGAAGAUUGCAAUUGCCGUUUCUGUGACUUCAGCAACAACUGAAGCAAACCAAAAUUUGCAUAGUCUCUUUCACAAGGCAAAGAGAAUGAACACUAGGAUCAUUAAGCCAUUUUUGAACAGGAUCAGAACCGGUUCCUUCUCAAUGCUUUUGAAGAUAGGAAGCAAGUCCAGCCAACAGUGCAAUAAUCAUUAAGAAUUUAAGUACUGAAAAAGAAGUGUGAUACAAUGUUGAGAUUGAAAAACUGAAAUUUAGUCUGGUAGUCUUCUUCUCCUGUACAAAUAUUUUCCAAGUUUACACAUGCAGACAUGUACAAUUUUUCAAAUCAGAGGACAAUUAUCAAUUAUGCUCCUUAA